Sardina pilchardus (European sardine) is the source of this 1476-nucleotide messenger RNA. It is a transcript of the gene nfatc2ip, whose product is annotated as nuclear factor of activated T cells 2 interacting protein. The coding region runs from base 119 to 1249 and encodes 376 amino acids. Gene Ontology annotation, biological process: positive regulation of transcription by RNA polymerase II; cytokine production. The transcript is spliced from 9 exons. The record is from RefSeq and is a predicted model, not a curated record. Lineage: Eukaryota; Metazoa; Chordata; Actinopteri; Clupeiformes; Clupeidae.
UUGGAGCGAGAUUCAACUGUAACAUUAGCAGAGUCGAGCUGUGGGGAGAGCUCCGCUUGGAUCCCUGUCAUGAAGACAGGCGCAAGACUUGUGGUUGUUUGGGAAUGGCAGAGAAAUUAUGCUUCUUAGACGGAAACGUACCGAGACAGCAGCUGGUGAUGUGGGCUCCGGUAGCGACAGUGAUGGAGAGGACAGGCGCGCGCCUGCCAAACCCCGACCGAAGCGGAGACGCAUCCUGGACCCCUCGGCGAUCGCCACCGUCCAGAUUUACUCCAACAAGGUGGACAGCAGUUUACAGAUCCAACCUUUAUCCUUCCAGCCAGUUAGUUUACAAGAGGGAGAAGCAGAGGAAGUGAGGUCACAGGUCCCGGUGCAGAGGAAGGCGGCGGCUGCGGAGUGCAUCGAGUUAUCAGACUCAGAGGAGGAGAGGGAGCGGCCCAGACAACUACCACAGUGCACUAUGCGGUCUCCCUCUCCUCCUCCUUCAUCCUCUGGUCCACUGCAAGCCUGCAGGAGGCCCAACCGCAAACUUAUGGAGAUUAACAGGAAGUUGGAUUCCAUUGGCUCCCUGCUGAGUCCGUCUCCAGAGCGGCCGGGUCUUGCUGCUGAGCAGGACCAGUCGUUUGCUGAGGAAGAUUACGGCGAUGACGAUGAAGAAGACGAUGAUGACGAUGAUGAUGAUGAUGAUGAUCUGGUCAUCGUGGACACACAGCGGAAGCCGCGGGUCCGGAAGCCUCGACCGCGAGGACAGGAGGCCCGGCACGUUCCUCUCAAGUUCCGCUGCAGAACUGAAAUCUUCAGAAUCCCUCUGCUCACGACAGCCCCUCUGAAGCUGGCGGUGGAAGAGCUGUCACUCAGACUGAAGGUCCCGCCCUCUCGCCUGCUGCUGCUGAGGAAGGAGGCGGAGCUUCCUGUCACCUCCACGCUCAGCCAGCUGGGCCUCGGCAUCGCCGACAUCAUCGACUGCGUGGUGAUCAGUGAAGACACCCAUGAACAGGACGAUGGUAACCACGGUGAGAGUGAUGUCAUCACUGUGCGAUUCCAAGGCAAGGAGAAGGGUUCUCAACAGGAGUACUCUGUAGGCAAGCGUGAGCCGCUGGGUUCUGUUCUGACGCGCUACGCGUCCCAGCUGCCCCCGGGCCUCAGGAGCAAGACCCGCUUCCUGUUCGACGGGUCAAAGGUCAGCCCCACCCACACACCCUUUGACCUGGACAUGGAGGACGGCGACGUCAUCGAGGUGUGGUUCUAACGCCCGUUUCCAUGCCAACCGCAGCGUGUCCACAUGCAUUUCUGUUUUGUUUGUUUUGUUUGUUUAUUUUCCUGAGCACUUUUCUCUCCUAUAAUAUGUUUAAGGCCCCUUAUGGCUGUGUCUGAGAAUCAAUAACUGGAUUUCAUUAAUUUAAAUAUUGUACAAUUUGUAAUAUGUCAUUUGUAAUGAAAUAAAGUUAAAUACUGGGGGAUUUUCCUUGAAAAUGU